Molecule: messenger RNA, 2652 nt
Organism: Plasmopara halstedii
Lineage: Eukaryota; Oomycota; Peronosporomycetes; Peronosporales; Peronosporaceae
Product: Phosphatidylinositol-4-phosphate-5-kinase (GPCR-PIPK/Pi-PIPK-D5/PiGK5)
Exons: 4
Coding region: 1-2652 (883 amino acids)
Biological process (GO): phosphatidylinositol metabolic process
Molecular function (GO): phosphatidylinositol kinase activity
Source: RefSeq, a predicted model, not a curated record
AUGAACGCAUUUAGCCCACCUUUUGAUGGAUCCUAUGCGAUGGAGACCCCACUUCAUCCCGAUGGCGAUGCAGCUCCGGAUGGACGCCGUGUGAUGCGUCCACUGCCGCCUGUAGACCAGGACGGCUCCUUCCGACUACGUCGAGGCACACGAGGUACUGCUAGCGGCGUGGUUACAGUCGAUAAUAGCAGCACCAUCAGCAGCUCUAGUGGCAAUUAUGGCGACGCCAUGAGUCUUAAUAACACUGUGAAUACCACACCACAACAGCCUCUUAUCUCGACGCCGCGUGCCACGCAGAAGAAUUUUGUACGAGUUAUUGAUAAAGACAUGACACAGCAAUUUCACGGCCGAUCUAAGUCCGCCGGUCAGUGGCGAAUUCGCUGGUUUGAAAAUCGUAAAUCGCAACUUCUUGGGUUUUGCUUAACUAUGGCUUUCCUUGGCGUGUCUGUCGCUAUGUACAAGUAUCGUUGGACAGGGUUAAUUGCAGGCUCAGUAAACACGAUCAUUUGUGGCUCUGCCGUCGUGACGACUUAUUGUCGUAAGAAACAAUGGCAUCAACAUCCGAAUCCAAUUGUACAUAAUCGCUCUAUAUUGAGUAUUUUCAUGGCAAUUUGCUUGCUUCUGAACGUGCUAGUUGAUUUUGACCCAAGUGGAAGUAAUACAAAUUGCAAACGACUAGCAGGAAUUACGGAAUUUUUCUUUUUCACUGGCGAAGCAUGGGGUCUUGUCAUGGCUUGCGAUCUUUUCUUCUCGCUUACAAGUCCUUUUACGAGCUAUAAAAGAUUGAUGAAGUUCUAUCAUCUGUGGGUGUGGCUGGGUGGUCUCAUAAUGGGAAUCAUUACGUAUUCAGUUCAGGGUGCUGGUGGAUUUUUUACCGUCGAUGGCCAAUCGAUGACGUACGAAUCCGAUACAGACACGGUCAUUGGAUUUUGUCUCGCGUCUUCACGAAUCUGUUGCGACGCUAAAGAAACGUGUCCUGAUGACGUGCAGAAAUGCUCGACUACUGCAAGUUUUUUGAAUGCGCAGAAAUGGCCAUGGAUUUUGAUAUACGCCUUUGUGCUACUGGUGCUGUUCGUGUCGGUAUGUGUUUUGACACUAGCGUGGCACCGUCUUUAUCUGCGUGGCGUCCCGAAGACAUACAAUAUUCGUCUUCGAGUUCUUAAUUACAUCUCCUUCUUUACAGGUGCCUACGUCUUUUAUUGGCUUCUGUUGCUGUUGCUGUACAUGUGUGCAUACUUUUUAUCGACCAAGAGCAACGCGUCGAACUCGAGGGAUGUUGCUCAAGUGCUGCGUCAGCUGGUCAUUUUUUUGAUCUCAUCAAAAGGUUACUUGGAUUAUGUCAUUUGGUUUGCAGUAAACAACAUUGAGCGAAAAGGUGGAAAUGGACGCCAAGAAUCCGCAGAUGUCGAUGUUGACUUGAGUCCGCAGGUGAACACAGCUUUGCGAUCGGAAAUUUUGUACUACACUACAUCCGGUAUCAAGGAAUCUGUUCGGGCGGUGACCGACGAACUCAUUUCGAUUCCAAUUUCUGGGGAAGGUGAAGCGGGCAAGUCAAUCAAGCUUUGGUCUUUUUGCCCCGCAUCAUUUCGCCAUAUUCGUCUGACGUUUGGAAUCAAUGACACCGAUUAUGUCCAAAUGUUUGGCGCUACCACGAAGGAACGAUUUAGUGAAGGUCGAAGUGGUGCGUUUAUGUUUUAUACGUCAGAUGAAAGUCUGAUUGUUAAGACUAUGUCUCCGGAAGAGUGUGCGUUUUUACGCAAAAUUGCCAGAAACUAUGAGGCCUACAUGACGAGCAAUCCCGACACUCUUUUGACGCGGUUUUACGGCUGCCACUCCGUUUCUCUGUAUGGCAAGAUGUAUUAUUUUGUCGUUAUGGGUAAUUUAUUUGCAGACACGGACGUUGUGCACCAUCGUUACGAUAUCAAAGGCUCGUGGGUGGAUCGCAAUGCAAAGGUACCAAGCCCAGGAGACAAGACCGCAUGUCGCUACUGUAAUGCAUCGUACACGUUUGGCAGCACAAAAAAUCAGGAAUGCGGCGACGGUAUGAAUUUCCACGAGCCCGAUAUCGUUUUAAAGGAUAACGACUUGAUGACGAAAAUUCGGAUAGCCCCGGGCACUGCACAUCGCAUCUACGACCAAAUACACAAGGACAGUGAUUUUUUGUGCUCGCAAGGCAUUAUGGAUUACAGUUUACUCAUGGGCAUUCAAAGCUCCGAGUAUUUUGUGGACACGAGCCAACUACCACAAGGUCGUCGCGAUUUGCUCUUCACGCAACCUGCGACGAGUGUAGCGGGUCCGUCGCUCUACCAUUUUGGUAUUAUAGACUUUUUACAGCAGUGGACGCUGGAAAAAAAGAUGGAACGCUUUUACAAGACCUUUUUCAAGCGCAAAGAUCCCGAAGGUGUUUCUGCACUGCCUCCAAAGCCGUACAAGUUUCGCUUUCAGCAGAAAAUGUCGCGCAUUUUUGCGCUGUCGACGCACACGCGCGCCGAAAAUGAUACUGCAUUUAAGCACAAUUACCCAGCAUUGAUCGAUGUGCUGGAUCAAGGCAAUUUUGAUACCCAACGGCACAAUACUUUCCCUAGUAACUCAAUGGUGGACCAGAGACCAGUGUUUAAUCCGGACUUGCAUCAGGACAUUCGCGCGGUGUAG